Molecule: messenger RNA, 3237 nt
Organism: Closterium sp. Yama58-4
Lineage: Eukaryota; Viridiplantae; Streptophyta; Zygnematophyceae; Desmidiales; Closteriaceae
Source: the annotation of a GenBank genome assembly
AUGCGUGUGUUUGCCAGUGCUUCCAUCCUGCGUAUCUUCAACACGCUGUGCCGCACACUCCCUCUUCCCCAGUCGGCCUCACCCACCUCUCCACCAUACCCUUCUCUUCGUGCCUCGCUGAUGCUCCCCUCCGCCCCCCUGAAACUCGCUCCAUUCCUUCUGUGUGGGUUGGCGCAGCGAGGUGGACAGCAACCAGCUGGUGGGGCAGCUGCCCUCUCUGAAGCGCAUGACAGCGCUCAGGGCUGUGGCUGCACGGGGCAACUAUAUCACAGCUCAUCACACUCACCUGCAGGGCCGUACAUCCCUUCUCACCUCACCUCUUACGAAGACCCGAUGAUUUUUCUUCAGUCGGCCUUCUCUGCUCCCAACGGCUCCAUCUUCCUCACCUCGACGCCAUCCACUGCACCAUGGGGGGCGGCCUUCACACCGCAACCCAGCACCCUCUUCCUCUCCACCAACAGCAAGCAGCCCUGUGACCAGCCCAUUGCCUUCUCUGUCUCUUUCGCGUUUCAAAUGACCCCUGCUGCUCCGACGUCUGGUGGUGCUGCUACAGGCGCAGGCAGCACCACAACAGGAGAGGGACUGGCGUUUGUAAUCACUGCUGCAGCACCCCAAGGGGCUGCAGUGGGGGUGGGGCUGGGAGGGGUGGGGAAGCGGAGUGUGGCGGUGGAGUUUGACUCGGUGCUGAGUGUGAAGCACAGCGACCCCAACGACAACCACGUGGGCGUCAAUGUGGGCGGCUCACCUGUGUCCCUCGCCUCUGCCACGGCCCCUCUCAUCCUCAACGACGCCCACACCAAGCACGCCUGGAUCCACUACGACCCCACCAGCGGCGGCACCCUCCGAGUCUUCCUCUCAGCCUCCAGGCAGCAGCCGUCCAAGGCUGUGCUGACGGCGAGAGUGUCUCUCUGCAGCGCGCUCAAGCCCACCAUGGGAAACUCCUCAUUCCUCUUUGGCUUUGUGGCAGCCUCUACAAACUAUACUCAGAGGCAUGACAUCCUCUCAUGGAAGAUCAUUACGGGCGUACUUCCUGUUGUGGACUGGAAAAAUGAAGUCCCUGGCAAAGCAUUUGGGCAGGUGGCAUCAUCAGAGGAGGUGGCAGGAGCCAGUGAGAGAGAGAACGUGCCCUCCACCUUCCACUAUGCCAGCCUCGCCUUUCAAACAGACAGCCCAGCUACGGAGCCACCGUAUUCACUUAUGGUGAUUGCACUGGCAUGCGACCAACUAUCCAGCAACCGUAUGAGCCCUCCUUGUGAACCUCCCACUUUGCCCCUCACUUCAUGCCCCUCCUCAAAUGCCCCUCCCUUCAUGCCCCUCCUCCCGUCAUGCCCCUCCUCACAUGCCCCUCCCUUCAUGCCCCUCCUCACAUGCUCCUCCUUGCCGCUCCUUGCAGCCGACUCCUCAGCAUAUGCGGUGGUGGCAGCAGUAGAGGCAGCCUACAGCAUCGCCAGCAACUGGUCGCAGCCCCCCAGGCUGUCGGUGGACCAGCUUCGGCUGGCCCUGUCGUCCAACUGCGACGACAUGCCUCCGCGCGAUGUGCUGGCCUUCCUGGUGGCUGCCACGCGCAAGGGAGGGGGGCUCGUGGAUGACGCAGCAGCAGCGCCCGCCAGUCCACACAGCAUGGCGUCCGCCGGCCGGCGCGAGAGACUGGCCGCGAUUUCUAAUCCUCUGGCCACAUGUUUUGCAUCUGCUCUUUCUAGUAUACUCCCCGACUUUGUCAUCCUUCCCUUUCCUGUCUUGCAGAAGGUCAAGUACUACGGGAUUCAGGGUUUUGAGGAGUCCUCGUUUGAUGGAUGGCUGGGUCUGCUGUUGGCAGUGCAGCGGCAGCCAGUGGUUGUGCGGAUAGAGGCUUCCGCACAAUCGUUCUUCGAGUAUGACGGGACAUACAAGUACGCGGAUGCUGGCUGCUUCCAGGAGGGCGUGAAUCACGCAGUGCUGCUGGUGGGCUAUGCCUUGCAAGGCAGCACAUCCAGCCCUUUCAGCCUGGAUGGGCCCCUCUGGGUGAUCCGCAACUCAUGGGGCACAGGAUGGGGGGACGUAGGGCACAUGUACAUGGACAUGCAGAGCGGGCCGGGCGUCUGUGGCAUCAACACACUGCCAGGCAUCUUCCCCAUCCUCCGAUCUACUGCUGACCCAUGUGGCAGCAAGUCAGUAAUGCUGGAAGGCUCAUCAGAAGUGCCAGGGAGCAACGCGUUCAACCCGUGUGGGCAGUUCAAGUGCUCCAAGGCCGGAGCAUCCAACCGCUGUGCCUGUGCUGCUCCCCACUUCGUCCAGACCUCCCACCCCGAUGGCUCCAACACGUGCGCCUAUGUGGACGCCUGUGGGCUGGCAGGCAGCAACCCGUGUGUGGUGGGCACGUGUGUGAACGAUGGCAAGGGCAGCUACUCCUGUGUGUGUCCCCCGGGGUUCGUUCAAGGCACCACCGCCAAGGGAACCCUCUCCUGCGCUCCUGGUGACAACAAGGGCAGCUACACAGUGCUUGGCAGCAACGUGUGGUGCUCUCAAGUGCUGCCUGUGUUCGGUCUCACUCUCAACCAACUCAAGCAGCAGAACAAGGUGAGCACGUAUUCUCUUAUUCUACCACCACGUUACGAGACACCAUAUCUCACAUCAAGCCGUCAACCAUCCUUCCGCCCCUCAUGCGUGCAGAAGAUAUCGUGCACAAAGCCCAUCCCAGUGGGAUUCAAGCUGACUGUCAAGACGACCCAAUCUUUUCCAAAUUGCUCGCUUUUCUACACCAUCCAGUCUGGGGAAAGCUGUGUGAGAGUGGCUCAGCAGUUCAAUCUGAGCGACAGCUGUCUCGGGGAUGGAGAUCAGGCAUGUGUGGAUGCAGUGGUGGGGCUCAACCCUGGUCUCAACUGUUCAGAGCUCAGACGUGGCCAGGCAGUGUGUAUAGAGCGCGACGAGAGCAGGGCAGGGGAGGUGGCAGUGUGUGAUAAGGAGUACCUUGUCCAGGAGUGUGGCGGCUGUGAUGCUGUGAUGGUGGCCGUGGAUCCACCUUUGAGCCCAUUGGAGUUCUACCGCCUCAACCGAGGCAUCAACUGCAACUGCUUGUCGACCAACUUACAGUAUCAUUAUUUGCAGCGCAAGGUUUGCGUUGCCAGCAGCACACGGUACAAGACUGGCAAAUGCCCAGGGAGCACCUACAGCGUUGCAGCUGGGGACAGUUGCGACGUGAUUGACGUGAAGGGAUUUGCGGGCAUCAAGGGCCCAGUCUGUCACAUCAGCAUUGCAUAA